Molecule: messenger RNA, 824 nt
Organism: Stylophora pistillata
Lineage: Eukaryota; Metazoa; Cnidaria; Anthozoa; Scleractinia; Pocilloporidae
Source: RefSeq, a predicted model, not a curated record
UACUCGACUGAACGUGGAGCAGACAAAAAACUGUCAUGUGAUUGUGAAAUCCACUUCUGAUCCACCCAAAGGCAUGCGUAAUGAGACCCUUCACCCCUUCAUCGAAACGGUUCAAAAACCGCAGUUGAGGGAUUCUCCAACGAAGAGCAGUCAGUCAUGCACGAAAGGAAAUUCUUUUUUUGACUUUGUUUGUACCUUGUCUCAAAGGGGAUGAUCCUGGAGGUCCCUGGAGGUGGAUUUAAGAAAGUCCACAGGGCUGGAUUUUAAGACUGAAUACUUUUAGGUAAAAUGACCUUGGUAAUGUAAUGUUUUUCAUUUACUUCACAGUUAUGCCAACAAGUGAACCAGCUAUCAAGCCUACAACAGCUGCAGCUGCCGAGAGUUAUACGGUUUUGGUUGGUGGAACACACUCCAUAUUAGUUAACAUAACUAGUAAUAAUCAACACGCUGACUUCUACUACCUAAGUAGCUCACAUUCUAAGCGCAUCAUCAAGCUUCCAAAAGGAGAUCAUGGCAAUGGAACUUGCUAUCAUAAUGUCAUUCAAUGGCGAAAGUGCCAAAAACAUUAUGGUCUGAGAUAUUUGGGGGAAAAAGCUAUAAUCAUCCAAAUUAAGGAGGCAACUAAGUCAAUGGAGGACUGGUAUGGGUUAUAUGCUUACUGUCAAGGAUCAAACCAUAAAUGUGAUACUGAGCAACCCAUGAAGAGUUUCAUGUUGAACUUUGAAGAUAAAUUAGAGUCAACAAAGGUGACAACUGUUGAGACAGGCUCAGACCCCACAGAACCCGUUUCUUCAGGUAAGAAGGUGUAACUGAUGAGGUAUAUG